GGCAGGCACUGACGUGGCCGCCGUCAGAGCCGCCAUCUUGUGGGAGCGAAACCAACGCCUGGCUCGGAGCAGCAGCAGCGCGGCGGCCGCCGAGGGUUUCUCUGGCCAGUGUUGCUCCCACCUGUCUGCAGCAUGGGGAAUAUCUUUGCGAACCUCUUCAAGGGCCUUUUUGGCAAAAAAGAAAUGCGCAUUCUCAUGGUGGGCCUGGAUGCUGCGGGGAAGACCACCAUCCUGUAUAAACUGAAGCUGGGGGAGAUUGUGACCACCAUCCCCACCAUAGGCUUCAACGUGGAGACCGUGGAGUACAAGAACAUCAGCUUCACUGUGUGGGACGUGGGCGGCCAGGACAAGAUCCGGCCUCUGUGGCGCCACUACUUCCAGAACACACAAGGCCUCAUCUUUGUGGUGGAUAGCAAUGACCGAGAACGCGUGAAUGAGGCCCGAGAGGAGCUCAUGAGGAUGCUGGCGGAGGACGAGCUCAGGGACGCCGUCCUGCUCGUGUUCGCUAACAAGCAGGACCUCCCCAACGCCAUGAAUGCGGCCGAGAUCACAGACAAGCUGGGCCUGCAUUCUCUGCGCCACAGGAACUGGUACAUUCAGGCCACCUGUGCCACCAGUGGGGACGGGCUCUAUGAGGGACUGGACUGGCUGUCCAAUCAGCUGCGGAACCAGAAGUGAGCCCACUCCUUUCUCCUCCCUCUCACUCCCUCCUCCUGCCCUCGCUUUACUCUCAUGUGGUGUGAGUGCCCGAAGCUGUCUCCAUGGUCGGUCACAGUGUGCUUCACCAUGCUGUACAUGUGCAGACGCAGCCUGCAACCGGGGUUUUAUUUAAUGUAAAUAGUUUUGUUUCCAGUGAGGCAGUUUCUGGUACUCCUAUGCAAUAUUACUCAGCUUUUUUUAUUGUAAAAAGAGAAUCAACCCACUGUUUAGUACUGAGAAGGGAUUUUAGGCACACGGGGCCUCCAGGAGUCGCUGUGUCAGACGAGCCCGAUGCUCCUCCUCUGGGCUUUAGAUCUGUGUUGAGAUCCAUUUUGGUGGUUGGUUUUUAACCCGAACUCAGUGCAUUUUUUAAAAUAGUUACAAAUACAAGACGAGGAGAACACGAGCACACAGAGGAGAGACGUGCCUGGUGGAGGUUCUGCAGGAACAGCCGGGUCCAGUCCACCCCUGGUCUGUCCCCGUGGGAACAUGAGCCGGCAGAACCAGCCACGAUGCACAUGCAUGGACACAGUAGGGCCCCUGCAAUUCGCUGUCUCGGGUCAUCCCGCAUCCCUAGCGUUUGUGCUUGUGCUUACAUGGCUGCCCAGGGGACGGGCUGGGCGCUGCGGCCGCCGCACAUGGACCCGUUGGAGGGACCUGGCCUUCCCUUGGGUCAGUGUGGGCGCUCCGGUUGGAGCACUCUGGCCGGAGCAGGAGCCCUGUGGUCACCGUGCACGCUCCGGGCCGUCUGGGGUCUCUCCAGCAGGAGCGCGGGCGAGCCGGUCAUCCUCGAGCCCAGCCCCUCAGAGCCCCCAUCUACACGUGCUUUCACCCAUCAGCCUGCAAGGGUCAGAUCUGCCACCGAAACGACGACCUCUACUUUUUUCUUUUGUAUUUUGAUAAAACACUGAAGAAGCUGGAGCUGUUAAACUUUAUCUUGGGGAAAACCUCAGAACUGGUUGAUUUGGUGUCGUGGAACCUCUUACUGCUUUCAAUACACGAUUAGUAAUCAACUGUUUUGUAUACUUGUUUUCAGUUUUCAUUUCGACAAACAAGCACUGUAAUUAUAGCAAUUAGAAUAAAAUCUCUUAACUAUUA
Diceros bicornis minor is the source of this 1797-nucleotide messenger RNA. It is a transcript of the gene ARF1, whose product is annotated as ADP ribosylation factor 1. The record is from RefSeq and is a predicted model, not a curated record. NCBI's taxonomy places the organism in Eukaryota, Metazoa, Chordata, Mammalia, Perissodactyla, Rhinocerotidae. Gene Ontology annotation, molecular function: GTP binding; GTPase activity. Gene Ontology annotation, biological process: vesicle-mediated transport; intracellular protein transport. Gene Ontology annotation, cellular component: cytoplasm; plasma membrane. The transcript is spliced from 5 exons. Bases 133 to 678 code for a protein of 181 amino acids.